AUGGUUAAAGUAACUGUUUGUGGUGCCGCUGGUGGUAUUGGACAACCAUUGUCCCUCUUAUUAAAAUUAAACCCCAAAGUGUCUGAGUUGGCACUUUUCGAUAUCGUUAAUGCAAAAGGUGUAGCUGCUGAUUUGUCACACAUUUGUUCUCCUGCUGCUGUUACAGGUUACCAACCAUCAUCCAAGGACGAUAAGGAAACCAUCAAGACUGCCUUGAAGGGUUCCAAGCUAGUGGUUAUCCCAGCUGGUGUCCCAAGGAAACCAGGUAUGACCAGAGCCGAUCUCUUCAAUAUUAAUGCCUCCAUUAUCAGAGACUUGGUCGCAAAUAUCGCCAAAUCAUGCCCUGACGCUUCAAUUUUAAUUAUAUCCAACCCAGUCAAUUCCACAGUCCCAAUUGCUGCCGAAGUUUUGAAGAAAUUGGGAGUCUUCAACCCUAAAAAGUUAUUUGGGGUCACUACCUUGGAUUCUGUUAGAGCUGAAACUUUCCUUGGUGACCUUAUCGACGUUCCUGCUGCUUCCUUGAAGGGCAAGAUUUCAGUAAUUGGUGGCCACUCUGGUGAUACCAUUGUCCCCUUGAUUAACGUUGACAGUUCAAUUAGUGGUAAAAUUUCAAAGAUACUGUCAUCUGACUACAAAGCUUUCAUCAACAGAGUUCAAUUUGGUGGUGAUGAAGUUGUCAAGGCUAAGAAUGGUGCUGGUUCCGCCACCUUAUCAAUGGCAUACGCAGGCUACAGAUUUGCCGAAAACGUCUUGAACUCGUUAUCAUCUGGUUCUCCAUCUGCUGCAAUUCCUGAUUCUGCUUAUAUCUAUCUCCCAGGAGUGCCAAAUGGCUCAAGCUUGGCUUCAAAAUUAGGUGGUACUGAUUUCUUCUCGGUUCCUGUUGUGCUUGAGAAUGGUGCUAUUAAGUCAUUUGUCAACCCAUUUGAAAAAUUAAAGAUCACAAAAGACGAACAAAAGUUGGUAGAGGUUGCUUUAGACGGAUUAAAGAAGUCUAUUGAUCAAGGUACAGCUUUCGUACAAGCUUCAAAGUUGUAA
Molecule: messenger RNA, 1035 nt
Organism: Dujonia railenensis
Lineage: Eukaryota; Fungi; Ascomycota; Pichiomycetes; Serinales; Debaryomycetaceae
Source: the annotation of a GenBank genome assembly